Acanthoscelides obtectus is the source of this 2009-nucleotide messenger RNA. NCBI's taxonomy places the organism in Eukaryota, Metazoa, Arthropoda, Insecta, Coleoptera, Chrysomelidae. The record is from the annotation of a GenBank genome assembly.
AUGCCGUAUCGGGGCGCAGUCUCCGCAAGCUUCGUUCCACCAUCGACGUCCUCCGUUCUCCGACCGCCACCCUCAAACAAACUGUUGAACGCUGUUCUGGAGAGGUUGUCGCGACCGGUGCUGCCCGUCCGCGUUCAUCCGCUCUUACUGCGGAUCCCGAUUUUGCUUACUGCUGACAGCUUGCUUACGCUUGCUGAUUCUUGCGUGUCGCCGGGGGAUCGUUGGCCGCGAGCGCGCUGUGAUUUGUGCGUGUGGUUCGUUCAGGUGGCUGUGAGUGUUUGGGUCGUGGACUGGUUGCGUCUUUGAAUCGAAAUCAGUGCUUAUAAAUAAAAAACUAUAGCUAGCAUAAAAAUAAAAUUAACAUAGGUAUAACUCGAUUUUUUAUGAAGUUGAGUAGAUACUCAUUUUUCGAAUACAGGUAUAGGAGUUCUGAAUUUAUAAAAUAAUCUAUUUCCUCUCAUUACUAUAUUUGGCACCGGCUGUCUUUCUAAUACUUGUUCCAACUUUACGUCGCAAAUGCCAUGCGAUCGCAGCAUAAGUAAUUUAGCAUUGCUUCAAAACUAAUAAAGUCUAUAAUUUACGUUCUUCUUAAAGAGAGCAAAAUCAACUCCAUAUUUGCAUGAGUUACACACAAGCAUGUUUCUCUUCUAUGAACGUUUGGAUAUACAAUCCAAAAAGGUCUUAAAUGACACAAUGAGGUAUAACUUAUCUGCAUUGAGUCUAGUAAAACCAUCUUUUGUUUUUUUACUUUGUUUUUCGUAAUGCAGUCAUUUUUUCAUGCUCAUAAGCGACUGUUGCAGUCUUCUUCGAAAAACUUUUUAAUUACGUUCUUUAUCUUCUCUCUAGUUUCAUUCAUUCUUGUCCACCUUGUUACGUCUAGCAAACUUCUUCCCUCAGUGGGUAAUCGUUUCACAGGCUUCAUAUCAGUUUGGCUUAAAACAUUGUACUUUUUAACAAACCUACCACUCAAUACUUUACGAAACAGUAUCUUCUCAUUUUUCUAUUUGGUAUGCCUUAUAUUUUCUUUUAGUUGAUUUUGAACCACCUCACUGAAUAACAGAUGCUUUUUAACUUCUUCCACGUUCUCCUGAUUACUUGGUUUCGUUUUUUUUUUCUUUGGUAAUCGGUCCACUUUCGACUUUUGUGACAUUUUUAGACUUCUUACGUGAUCUAGUUUCCUUUGAAAUCUCUUCUAUCUUUUUUAAUCGAUCAAUUUCGUUUUUUGUUUUUUGAUAAGCUCACUUCUCCAUUUCCUCUGUUUUUCUGAGGGUCUUUUGGCACCUGAAGCUCUAUUGUCCAACAUUUGAGGAUCGAAGUGUGGAUCUUCAUGGUCCGAAGGCGGUGGUGACUCUGUAUAAUUAACAAUAGUAUUUUGCCUCACAUGAUCCCUAUAUCUUUCAGUUUUCUCUCUCCAUAUCUUUCUCACAGCUCGCUCUUCCCUGUCAGACCUUUUAUACUUCUAAAUUGUCCUUUCUCCUUCUUUCUGUCAUACUUCUCUUUUUCUUUUAACUCAGCAUUCUUGAUUGGAUCAUUUUUAAUUCGCUGGUUGCGUAGUCUUUCUGCUUGCAGUUUUUUCUCCAACCUUUCCUCUCGGGUUUGUUUUUUUUUAAUUUUGCCAUUUUAACGAGUUGUGGUUUUUUGUAUAUCUGAAAUUAAUGAAAUAGUGUUUAUACCACAUUAAACUUCAAGAGGCAGUAAGCAGGCCGCUCAGAGCCGUAAACUGGGCAAGGCAACUUCUUAGGUGCGGCCCACUGAUUGAUGUAACAGAUUGGUAUGAACACUGACAAUGAGCGCUUGAGCACUAAAUACGCCACUUGGCGUCUGGCCCAGCCCUUCAUGUCUGACCUAUUUCAGAUCUACUAACCCUUGAAGUUGAAUUUGGUACAGUAGCUACACAUCUUAUACAAAAAGGUGCCUUUGUAUUUCCCCUGGGCAGUGUGUAUUUCCCCUGGCAUAAAAACUGCCAGGGGAGUGACGCCAGGGAAGUGACAAAAACGUGCGUAAGCCCC